Messenger RNA from Salpingoeca rosetta, 491 nucleotides. RefSeq lists its product as uncharacterized. Gene Ontology annotation, cellular component: transcription factor TFIID complex; nucleus; SAGA complex. Gene Ontology annotation, molecular function: promoter-specific chromatin binding; RNA polymerase II general transcription initiation factor activity. Gene Ontology annotation, biological process: transcription initiation at RNA polymerase II promoter. The record is from RefSeq and is a predicted model, not a curated record. The coding region runs from base 62 to 403 and encodes 113 amino acids. NCBI's taxonomy places the organism in Eukaryota, Choanoflagellata, Craspedida, Salpingoecidae. The transcript is spliced from 3 exons.
GCAAAUCUGACGUUGGACAAGGUGAAUUUUGACCAGAGAUCAAGCAAAAGAAGUGACGACGAUGAGCGACGACACGUUUGUGACAGAGCCAGAGCUUGCCUCGUUGCUGUCGAGCAUCAAGCACUUUGUUCCGCUGAUUCCAGACGAAGUUGUGAAGCAGUGCCUGGCGACAGCCGGAGUGGAAACCGACGACGAGAAUGUGAUCAGACUAGUGUCGCUGGCAGCCCAGAAGUUCGUCUCGGAUGUGGCCCGUGACGCGUAUCGGUACAACCAGCACCGCCUCAACGAUGCCAAGAAGAAGACAGUUGUAAAGGAUCGAGAGAACACGCUGACAAUGGAGGACCUGAGCCACGCGUUAACAGACCACAACAUGACAGUAGUCAAACCCCAGUACUAUCUUUGACCCCCUCAACCGAACAGUUGUGUUGUGUGUAUGUCGUGCCGUGUCGGUGCUGGGUGUUCUCAUGUGUGUGUGUGUGUGUGUGUGUGUG